AUGGGCGAUCACGUCCUCUUCUUUUACGGAACCCUAAUGUCCCCCCAAAUCCUCCACCGAGUAAUCCACGGCCGCGCCGAUCCAGAACCCUGGCAAAAAGCAACCCUCCACAUCCAACCCGCCAUAUUACACGGGUACCGACGACACCGCGUGCGGAACGCAGACUAUCCCGGCAUAACACCCAUCGCAGAGACGACAAGCGGGACCGAGAAUAGCCUGGCGACAUCAGUUGUAGGGACCCUCGUCUCGGGACUGACAGAUGGCGAUGUUCACCGACUUGAUAUGUUCGAGGGUGAUCAGUAUGAGAGGAUGGCGGUGGUUGUGCGUACGCUGCAUAGAUCACAGGGGAAAGAUGACAGUCAUACUGCUUCAGAGAGCGGGCUGCGAGAUGUGCUGGAUGCGGUAGGGGAGGCGGCGGGUGAAGGGGAAGAGGUUGAGGCUGUGACUUAUGUUUGGACUGCUGAGGAGGAUUUGCUUGAGGAUGCGGAAUGGGAUCUUGAGUCGUUUAAGAGGGAUAAGAUGGCGUGGUGGGUUGAGGCGGAUGAGAGUCAGUGGUAG
Molecule: messenger RNA, 558 nt
Organism: Penicillium bovifimosum
Lineage: Eukaryota; Fungi; Ascomycota; Eurotiomycetes; Eurotiales; Aspergillaceae
Product: gamma-glutamylcyclotransferase family protein
Exons: 2
Coding region: 1-558 (185 amino acids)
Source: RefSeq, a predicted model, not a curated record